Lachancea dasiensis is the source of this 1365-nucleotide messenger RNA. NCBI's taxonomy places the organism in Eukaryota, Fungi, Ascomycota, Saccharomycetes, Saccharomycetales, Saccharomycetaceae. The record is from the annotation of a GenBank genome assembly.
AUGAUCCAUCCUCUACAAACCUCAAUUUCCAGCCACGAUGGCAGUAAAAUUUUCUGCGUCAUAAAGAACAUGAUUCAAGUGUUCAGAUGGGACCAAACGCUGGGAGGGUUCGCGGCAGCGGGACAAUGGAUUGAUGAGCAAGACAAGACUGCUAGCAUCAAGCAAAAGGUUACCGAAGAGCAGCAACGUCAAAUAGCGGAAAAUGAAACCAAGAGACGCAAACUGGACAAAGAUGCGCAAGAGAACACCCAAAGCGAAGUCAUAUCCAAGAGUGUAAAAGAGGCGAAAGUUCCAAUUCCGGGGUCUGGGGCGCCCCCAGUGUACAACUACAUUCGAAACAUGGCACUGUCGCGUAACGAGGAACUACUUUUUGCCUGCACGGAUUCCGACAAAGCGGUGGUGGUUUUCCAGCUGGAUUUUAGCGACCCAGCCAAGAAUUGUUUGACGCUCAAGAGGCGCCAGCCACUACCGAAAAGGCCCAACGCUUUGACUACAACGAAAGAUGACCAAAAAGUUCUUGUUGGUGACAAAUUUGGCGAUGUCUACGCGGUCAACGCUCAAGAGUCCGAUUCCGUACAAGCUACAAAUGAAAAGCUUGAGCCGAUUUUGGGUCAUGUUUCGUUGUUAACAGACAUUGCUCUGGCUACAGAUUCUGAUGGUAAACAGCUGCUGUUCACGGCUGAUCGCGACGAGCAUAUCAGAGUCACCCAUUUCCCACAAACAUAUGUAGUGAACAAGUGGCUCUAUGGAUCCAAAAAAUUUGUGUCGACGCUGUGUCUGCCUGAAUGGGGAUCUAAUUUACUUUUCAGUGCUGGCGGUGAUAAUUUUGUUUGUUCAUGGAAUUGGGAAUCUGGGGAGCUCUUAGACACCCUGGACAUUAGCGACCUCAUUGAGCCCUAUCUUGGCGAAGCCCAGUUAGCGCCCAAGAAAUUCCAAAACGAGUCCAAUUCACUUGUGGAAUAUGCAGUUUCCAAGAUUGUCACUUUUUCCAAUCUACCGUACGUCGCAUUUUUUGUAGAGCAGACCAAGGCUCUGUUCAUAUGCAAGGUUGAUCCGGUAUUAGCCAAGUUUACCCUAGCUCAAACUAUCGAGCUACCUUUUAACAUUGUGUCAUUGACAACAGCCAUGACCGCUGGUACAACUAUAGCUACCUUGGAUAACCGCGAGUCGGAUGGUACCAGUUUUGCCUCUUUCAUUACUUGGGAUGGUACUCAGUUUACUAUUGAUGGUGAAAGGAAUAUUAGUUUCGACAAGGCCGUCACGGAAAAGCUCAAAGACGAUUCCAUAGCUAACGUUGAUUCCCAGGAAGUUUACCCGUUGUACCAUGUCGCAUCUUUGAGGAAGCGUGGUGAACUUUACUCUUGA